Talaromyces marneffei is the source of this 1179-nucleotide messenger RNA. RefSeq lists its product as uncharacterized. Lineage: Eukaryota; Fungi; Ascomycota; Eurotiomycetes; Eurotiales; Trichocomaceae. The coding region runs from base 1 to 1179 and encodes 392 amino acids. Gene Ontology annotation, molecular function: NAD binding. The transcript has 4 exons. The record is from RefSeq and is a predicted model, not a curated record.
AUGGGUACGAUAGGCAUCUUCCACGGCAAACACCUCCUUAUCCUGAGCUUCGCAAACUGGCCUGAUGUAUGGCUCGACAAUAUUCGACGCCGAUUUCCGCGCUUGGAGAUUACAUGUUUGCAGAUUGAUACUAGCAAACCUAUUGAAGAGAGCGUUCCAAGUGACCUCCUCAAAAGAGCAACAGUAAUCGCUAUAAGCACCCAGCGCCAUCUACCUUUGCCAGAGAGUGUACCAAACAUAAAGUUAAUCCACACCUUCUCCGCCGGCGCAGACGGUCUCAUCAACGAGCCCUACAUCACCGACACCGAUCUCCCACUAACAACAAGCUCGGGAAUCCACGGUCCACCCAUCUCCGAAUGGGUGUUACUCAAUUGGUUGGUGAACUCGAAACAUUAUAAUAGCUUGUAUGAAGGCCAGAAGAGGCAUGAAUGGAUAAGUAGGAAGUAUGCAUCGGUGAGGCAGAGUGAUCAUGCAGGAAAGAAGGUUGCUAUAUUGGGGUAUGGUAGUAUUGGACGGCAGAUUGGAAGAAUAGCAACCGCCCUCGGCGCAAAGGUCUACGCCUACACGGCCUCAGCGAAACCAACGCCUGAAUCGCGUAGAGAUAAGGGAUACAUUGUCCCUGGAACGGGUGACCCAGACGGCAGUCUACCAGUUGCAUGGCACCACGGCACCACAAAAGCCGAACUGCGCCAGUUCUUGCGAGACACAAAACCAGAUCAUGUGGUGAUUUCAUUGCCGCUUACCGCUGCUACGUACCGUCUUUUUGAUGCCGGGGAAUUUGAGGUUUGGUCUGAUGCUUUAUCCUCUUCUUCUACCCCAUCCUCAUUAACAACGGCGGAAGAGGAGGAUGGGGAGGGAGAGGGAGAGGAAAGGAAAUUCCCGCCCCGAAAAGGCUUCCUAACGAAUAUUUCCCGCGGCAAAAUCGUGAAUACAGAUGCACUUAUCACAGCGCUCGAAAAGGGUCAGAUUCGUGGCGCGGCGCUGGACGUUACUGAUCCCGAGCCUUUACCUGCUGACCAUCCGCUGUGGGAUGCGGAAAAUGUGCAGAUCAGUCCACAUAUAAGCUGGUCGGGGCAGGAGUACUUUGUGCGUGCUCUGGAGGUUUUGCAACUUAAUCUAGAGCGGUUGGAGACUGGUGGAAAAUUGGUUAAUUUGUUUCACAGACGGAGGGGGUAUUAG